AUGCCCUUGUUUGAAAUGUUAGUCAAAGACCUUCCUCAAGAUACAACCAAGUUUGUAACCUCGACAUCCGGGGGUAGUGGGCGUGGCAGUGGAGACAGCUAUGAAACGUUAACUGCAUAUUUUUCCAAGUUAAGACUCCUUGAUUCCUGGAAGGCAAAUCCGGUGCUUCUAUCAUUGAACCAAAUUCUGGAACAAGAAAUAGCAAUUGCUAUCGUCGACGCCAUAGAUUUACACGAUGCAAAUAUUCUCAUUUCUAAAAAUUUAAUUGGUUAUAACUGCACGCGAUGGUGUUACAAUGUGAGUGUCCCAGCGAUCUUAGAUGUAACAGGUUGGACUGAAGAUAGAUUAAAUGGUAAAGUUCGACCAAUUGUGCGAAUUGGAAAUAUUCAUAAUGCAAUUUUGAAAACAAUUGAAGAAAGAUUCUGCUGUAAUAUGACAAAAAUUGCAAUGCGCUUAAAACUAGUUAAUGGAGUAAACCUGACUGCAGCCUAUAUCAACAUUUGGGAAAUGUUCGUGCCUUAUAUUAUCGCUGCAGCAAUUCAAUGUAAAGCCAAUGCGUUGGAAGUGACCAGAAAAGGACUUAUAGAUCUACUUCGUAUUGACUGGAAAACACUUCGUAGCUAUGACUUAAAUGAGAUAGACAGAUACGUCUUCUCUGCAUAUGAAGAUAUUCUCCGUCGGAAAAAAUUGUUUGAAACUAAGUCGAUUACAACUGCAGCUCUUGGCACCUUUAAUCACUGGCGAAAUACCACAAUGGCUCAAUUCGCUGACAUCGUUAGUCAGUUUUUACCCCUUGAUUUGGAAAUCUUAUAUCAAUGGCAACCUUCUCAGCGAUUUGCUAUUGAAAAUGUCCCAAUGUCGAUCUUCGAGUCUGGUUGCAGUAACAUAUCGUUUACUGAUCCUUUGUUGGCCCUAUCACGAACUCUUUUUGGUUCUUAUAAUAAAUUGCCAUCUUGUGAAGUUGCAGUUCUGUUGUCCAGAUCACUCAACGAGAUCGAAAAGAAGUUUGCAGUUGUUGUUUCAGAUCAAAAUGUUUUGGAGAUUUUUCGGAAUGUAAGUACGAAAAGCAGCUGGUUUGACAUAUACGAACUACUCCAACUCAAACUUGAUCAUGGGAUCUGGAUGGAAACGCCAACUUUGAGUCAGAUAUCUGCAUUUACAAGAAAUGUGUCAAUUCCAAUAGCAAUAUGGAAUAUAAAAAAGUUCAAUACUUCUUCAACUCUCAAUGUUAUAAUGCGUUCCAACUACCUUUCAUUUUUAACAAAACUGCUUACCACAUAUGGUUACACAUCUUCAAGCAUCGGACAAGCCGUUGGUAUUACUGAAUCUCAACUAAAUUCCCUAACAAUCCAAGAAGCGCACCGCUUAAUAAUUAUGUCGAUACAAACAAGAUACAGCAUUAAUGAUUUAGCCUCUCUACUUGGUAUUAAUGGAGUGGAUACUCAUGUUCUUGUCAAUCUACCAUCUUUCGAGUGGGACAGAGUAGUGACUGUAGCUGUCAAGCAUGCUUUUGAACAUGCUGCGAAUGCAUUUUCCGUAUAUCUCAGUAAAGGUGGUGUUAAAAUUACAACCGUUGAGGGAUGGUUUCCUGCAAUACAGAUUUUUCCUUCAGCUAGAUAUCACGAUGAGAAAAUCACACCAACACAACUAGCCAGGUGUAUCAACAGCCUGAAACCAGCGCCGCUGAUUUAUGGAAUGUCUUUUGCUGCAUACCAUCGCUUACACAAUAACAGCAUCGUUCCUCUAUUAAGAAGCAAAAUAAAAUAUGAAGUGGAAAUUAUGCAACACUUGCUCGAUUCUUUGACAUUUGAUUUUGAUGUUGUAAAGUUUUUCUCCGUGGCUAAAGUCAUCACUUUACAUACAGGAAUGACAACUGAUAACCUACAUUGUCUGUACGGGUGGUCCUCUACUUUCCUCAAUACUGACCUUGCCAUAACCUUUCAGACAGCAAAUGAAACUCGUCUCUGCAAUGAUUUUCUUGGCCGAACCAUGUUUGAUAUAGUCAAAAUAAUUUCAAGAAAUAUACUGUGCUGUAAGUAGUUCAAGGCUUCUUGAUAUAUCUCCUACACAGACAGUACAGACGCGGAUGUACAUGUACAAAGACGAAAAUUUUGGGGAUUUCAUUCCUUAAUUAAGAUACGUUAGACGCAAACUCCUCACUCUACUGCAGGCAAUUUACAUUUAAUUAGUGAAACAAAUAUCAAUCCGUAAACAUUAAUAUCUCAAUACUAAUAUCAUGGCAAAAUACAUUAAGCCGAGGCGGGCAGGCCUAGCAAAUUGCCGAACUUUUAAGUAGAAUUUACCAGACUAAACACUAAAACUGAGUCUUGAAUGCAGCCCCCUUCCCCGCCUCGUACGCCUGGUUUCCUGCUUUUUCGUCUGAAUUUUGAGAAGGUCGUAUAGAAGACAGCAGUUUAUAACUGUAUGCUUUGAUCAGACUGUGUGACAGUCAAAACCAUAUUUAUAAUUUUACUCAUAAUCAAAUGUCCGUUUGCAAUUGUGUGAACAUUUGAUAGGCCUACGUAGAUUUGACAAAUUCCGAAGAAAUGGUUCAUCCAAGGUUUGGAUUAAGAUUAAUUUUACCUUGGAUUAAGAUUAAUUUUGCAUUUCUUUGGAAUUGCUUUUGCAUCUUUAACAUUCUUCAAUAUAUUUAUUUUAGCUCAAAAUUCAACUCAGUGCCGAAAAAACCCAUGUGGUGGCAAUAUGACAUGUGCAGAGAUCCCCCCAGAUUCAUUUCAUUGUACCUGCAAUGUAGGUUUCACAGGGGACGCAGUUCAAGGAUGCACUGGUGAGUACAGAUUGUAAUCAGUUUUCUUGUUAAUUUAAUCACUUGAAGUAAUUUAAUCUGAACUGUUGACCGAACAAACAGCACUAUAUUGCAGUCAAAAACCCAAUGGGAAAUAACCUCAUAUUUCGCGCACGAAUACGCGCGUCUCUUUAAUGAUAAACCCAAUCACAACGCUAUCCCUAGCCGUAAAUAUUUAACAGUUAUUCUACGAACUCGAGUCGAAUAUGAGCUGAUAGCCGGCGAUGAGGCGCGUAGCGCCGAAUCGGCUAUCGCUCAUAUUCGACGAGAGUGAGUGGAAUAACUGUUUUAUUAUAUACACAAGGUCUGAAUUGUGUUUUUAAUCCUGUGAAGGCAAUAAAAAGCGACAACUUGCCGUUUUCUCGUUUGCAGAACAUCGUAAAUUCAGUUUGGCCGCCAUUUUGUUUUUCUCUACUAGCAGGAUAUGAGCUAAUAUCCUGCUAGUAGAGAACCAAUCAGAUUGCAGAAAACCUCAUAUCCAGACCUUGUGUAUAUAAUAAAAGGAUAUAGCGGUCAUGUGGCCCAAUAUUCCACGCAGUUUAUAGUUCCAUUUCGGUACGAAAUAGUCAGUGUGGUCCACAUUCUACUUUGCCGACACUCAUAUAGUCUGUUUUCAUAAGUUACAUAACUGCAGUCGUAAAUCUUAAGGGAUGGAAAAAAGAAUGGGAAGAAAAUGUCGGCAGAGUAAACUGUGGGCCACACUCACAAUUUUCCUAGGGUAACCUUUUAGAUAACAUGGACUUAUAUCGUGGCAAGUUGCAGCAAAAAUUGCCGUGUGAAACGUAGGCUAUAAAAUUUUCGCGGAAUUUUAAUCUUUUCCAUACACCUUGUGUACAAAUAACUAAUCGAUUUUAUGUAUUGCAUAUUGAAAAAGAGCUCGAUCCAGACUUAUCCAAUCCGACUUCUUCAUCACACAGUAUAUCAACGCCCUCACCAGACAGUGAAUCCAAUCCAACGCCAAGUAAAUUUAAUCCAACGCCCUCUUCAAACAAGAAAUCGAAUGCAACGCCUUCCCCAGACAAAACCCUUAGCGUUGUUAUUGGAACAGUUGUGACUACGCUUAUUGUCAUAGUAACAGUCGUUGUUUGUUUCCUGCAUCGACGUAAACCAAAACGGAAAAAGCGAGACAUUGGUAAUUAUAUUGAGAAUUCGACUUUUGAAUUCCAAGGUAACACACCACAAAACAGAACGCUACCAGAGGAAGCCUAUUCUGAUAAUGGUUAUCUGCAACCAGCUGAUGUACAAUCUAACAGAAGGCUACCAGAGGCACCCUAUUCUGAUAAUGGUUAUUUGAAACCAGCUGAUAUACAACCUAACAGAAGGCUACCAGAAGCACCUUAUUCUGAUGAUUAUUUGAAACCAGCUGAUAUACAAAGUAGCAGAAGGCUACCAGAGGCACCCUAUUCUGGUUAUUUGAAACCAGCUGAUAUACAACCUAACAGAAGACUGCCAGAGACACCCAUCUAUUCCAAUAGCAUAUAUUAUUCAGAAACGGCAGUCUACUCAGAGUUGAUCGCCUCCAAAAGGAUUCCCAUAGAUGCUAACUACCAACACUUAAGUCACAACAACAAACAAGGUAAAUAUUUUUGCUUUCCAAUCUACAGUUUUGUAUCCCAGUUUACACCUAAGGAUGGACAAUCGCAGAUAAAAGUACUGCCCAUUCUCACUUGAAACGUCACUGCAAUGUUUGUAAUGAACAUAUUCAAUGCUUCAGUUAGCUCAGCAUAGAACAGAUAAAAGUUAAAACACUUCAUAUCGAAACCUGCCCAUGCUUUUGAAAAACAUGAAAGUUUUACGUGAAGUAAUGUGAACACAGUCUCAAGCUUGACUGGAUACAAGCUUAAUGUUUUGAUAUCUUGCUUUCUUUUCGGAAUUUCUCCUCUAAAAUGAUUGAAAAAUAUGAAUUAUCACAUUUUUAUCAUGCAAUGAGAUUCUGAAAGAUAAUCAUUCUUAACUUGUUGAAAGAUUUUACACUGACACCAAUGCAGAAUCUUGGAAUCGCGGAAAAUAUCACAAUGAAUAUCACAAUGAAAUAUCUCAAAGAAGAAACAAAGUUAACAAAAAUCUACAAAAGCAUUUUCAUUUAGCUAUGCUGUUGCCUAUUGUUAUUUUUGUGCGAGCGCUCAAUUAGGCUAGAGAAAGAAUUGCACCUUUUUCAAUUUUCAUUUCAACCAAUCACAAUUCAGUAAUCAUAUCCAGAUUUGAGAUCUCAGUAAUUCUAAUUUCAAAUUGAUACAGGAGAGCAGGCGCAACUGGACAACAAACUCGAUGCGGAAAAAAAUCAGCAAAUUGUGUCGCUCAACAUGCUCAACAAUCGUGGAGACGCAGCAAGCAUUGGGGAAAAUUGUAGUGACGUGAUAAAUCAGCAUGGAAACGAGGUUCCCGAAGAAUCAUUAUACGAAGAAUUAGCAUAA
Molecule: messenger RNA, 5220 nt
Organism: Paramuricea clavata
Lineage: Eukaryota; Metazoa; Cnidaria; Anthozoa; Malacalcyonacea; Plexauridae
Source: the annotation of a GenBank genome assembly